UGAAAAGAAGAAGCAGAAGUGUGGCGUGGAGGAGAGAAAGGUUUGUUCUUUUUAAGGAGUUCAAAAAUCACUUCAACUAAGAGGGUUGGGGUCACCCAGUUGAAGGAACCAAACCCUAAGGUUCCUCUUGUCCUGAUUUCAGCUCCGAAUUCAAGAGGAUUACGAAGACACACAUUGCUAGAAUGGGAAGAUUGCAAAGUCGUAACAAUCGUGAGCAGCAGAGAAGACGUGAGGAAGCCAUUUUGCCCAGCUCAUCCGUUCAUAGGGACAUGUUAGCGUGGUGGAAGGGACUAGCCUUGGACCCUUGCAAUCCAGAUGCAUCGAAGGAUUCAUUUCGGAAAAUCUGGAACCGAAGUCUCAAAGUGCGGAAAUCGAUGUUUUCAUGUAAUGGGGAAUGUCAUCCGAGAAAGAGGAUAUUUGAACAGUUUAUAGGAGGUACUAAGUUGACAGCUGCUUCUACAUUGGCUCCAAAGGAAUCUGAUAAUCAAAAUGUCAAAAAAUUGGGAAAUACACAGUUUUCUUCUGUUUCUAACUCGCUCAAUUCAGGUGACACAACUGAAAGUCAUAAGCAGCAAAUUGUCUUUAACUCACACAGUUCAUGCAGUACUUUGACUUUUGAGGAUAGCUUUAAAGGGAGGCGUGUGAAUACUGAUGGAACAAAAUGCAGUUCCAUAAGUAACGGUUAUCCUUUAAAUGACAGUCUUAGAUCCGUUAAUGGUCCAAGCCCGCCAAGCUUGACCACCCAGGAUGCACCACAGUCGAAUUUCAAUGAUUUGGUUCACAGUUCAGAUUCCUCAAGCUCGGAGGAACCAAAUCCGAAAUUUCAACGAGCACUGGGGAUCAUUGAUAGUGUUCAAAACCCUGUAGCCGUGGCAGAUUUCAUUGAUUCAGCAAUGAGGAUACUUUCUAGUGGUGAUCAUCUCCGUAGACCUGUUAUUCCCAUUGGUUCCAAGUUUCAGGCUGAAAUUCCAGAGUGGACAGGCCAAGAUAAGAGGAAGAAUAUUUAUAGUGGUGAUGAUGAUUCAGAAAAUUUGAAGUGGUUGGGCACCAGAAUUUUGCCCAUGGAAGGUAUGAGUACAGAAACCACUGAGAAAGCAGUUGGGAAAGGGAGACAUGACGCUUGCUCUUGUGUCUCUCCUGGGUCUGCUGAUUGCGUUAAGCGCCAUGUUCGUAAAGGAAGGCUCCUUUUGCAAUCCGAGAUUGGCCCUGCUUUCCUGUGUUGGAAGUUUGAUGAGAUGGGAGAAGAAGCCGUUUCGAAGUCAUGGACAUUGGAAGAUCAAAGGAGAUUUGAAUCUCUUGUCAAAGCGAAUCCACUGUGGAAGGAAGCCAACUUUUGGAAGCUAGCCUCGAAGCGUUUUCCAUCAAAGUCCAAGAAAAGCAUUUUGAGUUAUUACUACAACGUGUUUAUUCCUAGACGUAUGAGACUGCAGAGCCAGAGCAAAUCUUCCCUUGAAACAUUUGACAGUGACGAUGACCAGGCUGAUGGCGAGGAACCGGUCGAGGAAUAACAUGAAUCAACAUGGCCUUUUGUAAAUAUGAUGUAAAGCUAGCUAGGAUUAUCCCACAUAUACGAAUACUCCACACUCGCAUUGGCCUUAGUUUGUCUGUAGUUUAAGGUUGACAUCAUCCCUCGAGUUGUGCUCAAGGGUCUUUUUGGUAGGCUGAUCAAGAGGCUGGUGUGGUGUGAUUUUGGAUCGAAAUUUUUGGUAGAAUUUGUAUUUACACCUGAACUAAAGAAUUGAUCGUAUCAUAUAUGAAAAGUAAGGCUCUGUUUGUUAAUGCUUU
Messenger RNA from Alnus glutinosa, 1785 nucleotides. RefSeq lists its product as uncharacterized. The record is from RefSeq and is a predicted model, not a curated record. The transcript has 3 exons. Lineage: Eukaryota; Viridiplantae; Streptophyta; Magnoliopsida; Fagales; Betulaceae. The coding region runs from base 183 to 1508 and encodes 441 amino acids.